Paramecium octaurelia is the source of this 821-nucleotide messenger RNA. NCBI's taxonomy places the organism in Eukaryota, Ciliophora, Oligohymenophorea, Peniculida, Parameciidae. The record is from the annotation of a GenBank genome assembly.
AUUUUAUUUCAAAUUACAUGGCCUAAAAUACAACAAGUGGACCUAUGCAAAAGUUUAAAAUAGUCUUCUUAGGCAAUCAAUCAGUUGGGAAGACAUCAAUAAUUAAUCGAUUUAUAUUUGACAAUUUCACAGGCAAUGAAUAGGUAUUUGGAAUUCAAAUAAUAAUAGCCUACUGUUGGCAUUGAUUUCAUUUCUAAAACACUUCAAGUUGAUAACAAAUCAGUCAGAUUGUAAUUAUGGGAUACUGCAGGAUAGGAGAGAUUCAGAUCUCUUAUUCCAAGUUAUAUAAGGGAUUCCCAAGCCGCCAUUAUAUGCUACGACAUCACAAGUAAGUGCUAUUCUGCAUAAUAAAGACGAGAAAUCCUUUUAGGAUUUGUAAAAAUGGAUUGAAGAUGUGAAGGAUGAAAGAGGAGAUGAAGUUUUAAUUUAUAUUUUGGGAAAUAAGACUGAUCUAGAUCAAGAAAGAGUGAUUCAAACUGAUAUCGGUGAAUAAAAAGCCAAAGUAAUAAUAUUAAAUUCAAAAUAUAAAGGAAUUAGGAGCCUCAUUUUCAGAAGUUUCAGCUAAAAGUGCACAUAAUGUUGCAGAAUUCUUCAAAAAACUAUCCUAUGAUUUACAAGGAAAUCCAAACGAAUAGCAAUCUUAACAGCAACCCUAACAACAACCAUAACAAGUAAAGAACCUAUUAAUUUAAUAGAAGGUCCCACAAUAGCAAUAAUAGCCGAAUCAAGGGUAAUAACUAAAACCCAGUGAAUAAACAGAUGAUAAAAAACAAGGAAGCGGAUGUUGUUGAACAUUAAUUUAUAUCAUUUUAUUGUUCUGC